Messenger RNA from Staurois parvus, 319 nucleotides. The record is from the annotation of a GenBank genome assembly. NCBI's taxonomy places the organism in Eukaryota, Metazoa, Chordata, Amphibia, Anura, Ranidae.
AUGUAUGUGAAAUGGUUUGAUAGAGUAAUGUUUUACUAUGUGAUUUUAGUGUAUAUAGUGAAUGUCACUUUUAAAAUUUUAAAAUUUCCCGCCAGUUCCGUCCCCGUACGUCCCGACGCUCGCAGGGAACGGAACCCGGAAGACAGAUGCCGGCAUCCGCUGUAGGACAUUACAGGGGACACUGCAGGGGGGACAUCACGGGAGCGCAGGACAAGGUAAGUGAAGAAGGGAUUCCAGAGCAACGCUGCAUGGUAUUCCUGAGUGUAGCUCAGGGUUACUGCUUGUGCUACACUCGGGAAUACCUCCAGGGAGGUUAAGC